GGAGCAUCCUGAUUGGUUACGUCAACCCGGAAGAAACGCUAACCUUGAAAAGUGUGGUUGCGUAUCUUCGCCUGGAAAUCUUUAACUUUGCUGAAUGAGUCGCUAGCACUUUCCACACCUCUCCUACAUUAACAGACUCUGUUUGAACCUCAGUGUUGAUAUCGACUGAUCUGCAGACAUGAGGACCCCUCUGCUGUCCGUUGCCAGAGGCUGUAGAGCAUUUCACGGCUCCUUUUUCUCUCCGGUUCCAGUUGUAUUGACUCAGAAGAGGAUCUCUGUGUUAGGCUGCAGAAGCUCACAUGUCUGCAGAGACGACAGCAAUUACUACAUCACUACUCCCAUCUUCUAUGUCAAUGCCUCACCUCAUUUAGGACACCUGUAUUCAGCUGUGAUAGCUGACUGCUUUCACAGAUACAAACUACUGAAGGGCUUCCACUCAAAGUUUGCAACAGGUACAGAUGAACAUGGCUUGAAAAUUCAACAGGCUGCUGAAGCUGCAGGAAAAGAUCCCCUGACGUUCUGCACCGAUGUCUCUCAGAGAUUCCAACACCUCUUCAGCAGCUGCAGCAUAUCGCACACAGACUUCAUAAGAACCACAGAGAAGAGACACCGGGAGGCCGUGGAGCAUUUCUGGUCAGUUCUCUGGAACAAAGGGCUCAUCUACAAAGGGAGUUAUGAGGGCUGGUACUCCACCCAAGAUGAAAGCUUCCUCACAGCGUCACAGGUGGGAGAUGCUUUGGACUCGUCAGGGAAGGAGAUCAAGGUGUCACUGGAGAGUGGCCACAAGGUGGAGUGGAUGAAAGAGGACAACUACAUGUUCCGUCUGUCUGCUUUUCAGUCUCAGCUGCUCAGCUGGCUCAAAGGAAACCCUGGUGCCGUACAACCUGAGCGAUUCUACCACGCUGUUCUCCAGUGGCUGCAGGAGGACCUUCCAGACCUCUCCGUGUCCCGUCAGAGAAGCCGCCUUCAGUGGGGCAUCCCAGUCCCUGGUGACCCUGAACAAACCAUCUAUGUGUGGCUGGAUGCUCUGGUGAACUACCUCACAGUCGCUGGUUAUCCAAAAGAACAUGACAAAUGGUGGAAUGUGGCCCAUCACCUUGUUGGAAAGGACAUCUUAAAAUUCCAUGCCAUUUACUGGCCGUCUUUUCUUCUCGGCGCUGGGCUGCCAUUGCCCAAGACGAUCUACGUGCAUUCUCAUUGGACAGUUGAAGGAAAGAAGAUGUCUAAAAGUCUGGGUAACGUGAUAGAUCCUCUUGAUCGCUCUCAGAUGUUUACGACUGAUGGGAUGAGGUACUUUCUUCUGCGUCAGGGCAUCCCGGAUGCAGACUGUGAUUACACCAAUGAUAAAGUCAUCAAGCUGCUCAAUGCUGAACUCGCUGACGCUCUUGGUGGUCUGCUCAACCGCUGCACAGCUCCAGCUCUUAACCCAGGUCAGAUCUACCCCUCUUUCUGCCCUGAGUCCUUCCCCAGAGAUCAGGGGGGCAGGGCUGUGGCCGUAGAUUACAACAUGUUGCAUGCAGUAAAUAAUCUCCCUGCCGUUGUGGAGCAGCAUUUUGAGAGCAUGCAUGUGCACAGAGCUCUGGAGGCCAUCAGCGCCUGUGUGAGGCAAACCAACGGGUUUGUUCAACGCCACAAACCCUGGAAGCUGGAUCGGAGGGACAGUGAAGACCAGCGCUGGCUGGACACCGUUAUCCAUGUCACACUUGAGUGUUUGAGGAUUUAUGGCACGCUCCUCCAACCAGUAGUGCCAGAGAUUUCAAACAAACUGCUGUCCAGACUCGGAGUGCAACCUGAUGAAAGGAGCUGGGCAAAUACCAACUUCCUGCCCAAGUUUCAGGGAAAGGACUGUCCGUUUGAAGGAAGAGCACUAGGAACUGACUCUGGGGUGCUUUUUAAUCGUUUGGAAAGUCUGAAAGUAGAUAAACAAAAACCAAAGACAACAAAAAAGGCAGCAAAAUCAAAAUGAGGAUUUUCGGUUCACUGCACACUUAAUAAAUAAGUAAAAGGUC
Molecule: messenger RNA, 2009 nt
Organism: Cheilinus undulatus (humphead wrasse)
Lineage: Eukaryota; Metazoa; Chordata; Actinopteri; Labriformes; Labridae
Gene: mars2
Product: methionyl-tRNA synthetase 2, mitochondrial
Exons: 4
Coding region: 179-1966 (595 amino acids)
Biological process (GO): methionyl-tRNA aminoacylation
Molecular function (GO): ATP binding; methionine-tRNA ligase activity
Source: RefSeq, a predicted model, not a curated record